Molecule: messenger RNA, 3151 nt
Organism: Onychomys torridus (southern grasshopper mouse)
Lineage: Eukaryota; Metazoa; Chordata; Mammalia; Rodentia; Cricetidae
Product: zinc finger protein 345-like
Exons: 5
Coding region: 321-2417 (698 amino acids)
Biological process (GO): regulation of DNA-templated transcription
Cellular component (GO): nucleus
Source: RefSeq, a predicted model, not a curated record
UGUGGGAACUCGGGGAACCCCGUAGUCCAGAAUCCGGGGCGGAGGACUCUGGCUUCCCUAGGAGGACGUGAGAACUCCCGGUAGCCACAGGUGCCACGUUCAGUGUCCUGGGAAAGUCACAGUCACAGCGCAGUGGCGGGAACCGCAGCCCGGCGGCCCUGGAACCUCCCAGGUCUCACAUUGCUCAGUCAGAUCCUGCUCACCUCUGAAUCAGAACAAGAGCCCUGGAUGGUGAAGGGAGAGGAGACAGUAGCAAAGGACCCAGAAGAGUUCCAGUCUUUGUUCCUAAGACAGAAACUCAGAGAAGAGCAACAGGGAAAAUGGAUGCUUCUCCAAUAAAUGUUCCCCAGGGUCUGUUGACAUUCAGGAAUGUGGCUGUGGUCUUCUCCCAGGAGGAGUGGGAAUGUCUAGAUUCUUCUCAAAGGGCUCUAUACAUGGACGUAAUGUGGGAGAAUUACAGCAAUCUAGUUUUUGUAGAGAACCACUGCAUAUGUGGUAAAUAUGAGAAGGUCUUGGAUCAAGACUCAAAGCAUAUUGUCCACCAGCAUGUGUAUGUCCAAGAGAAGUCUCACAAAUGGUCUGACAAAAUGAUUCAUGAAUCCCCCCAGUGUAUUCCUUAUAACACAAGUGAUACUACAGAAAACUGCAAGAAUUUUGGAAGUGGUAACCACAGGUAUAACUCUAUUGAGUCAUCAAACCUAAAGAGACAUAAAAGUGGGAACACUGUAGAAGAACAAUACACGUAUAAAGAUUACGGGGAGUGUUUAAAUUUGUGUUCUACCAUUAGCCAGUAUCAAAGAAUCCACACUGGAAAGAAAGAACACAAAAAUACAGAAUAUGAUGAAAUUCUGGACUUUCAACAUGAACUCACAUUGAAACAAAUCCAUAAUGGAAAGAGACCAUACCAAUGCAGGAAAUGUGGAAAGUGCUUCAGGACCUAUUCAAUCCUCAGUGGACAUCAGAGAAAUCAUUCUGGAGAGAAACUCCAUAAAUUUAUAGAGUGUAAUAAGUCCUUUCUGCAUUUGUCACACCAGAAAGUACAUCACAACAUCCAUUAUGGAAAGAAAACCUAUAAAUGUACAGAAUGUGGCAAGUGCUUUUAUCAUUCAUCAGGUUUUAAAAGACGCUACGGAAUCCAAACUGGAAAGGAGACUUACAAAUGUAAAAAUUGUAGAAAAUCCUUUAUCUGUUGCUCAGGUCUUAGAAAACAUGAGAAAAUUCAUGGAAGAGGGAGGCCUUAUAAAUGUAAACAAUGUAGUAAGGCAUUUUAUAAAUUGUCCCACCUUGAAUACCAUUACAGAACCCACAGUGGAGAGAAACUUUACAAAUGUAAUGAAUGUGGCAAAUUCCUUUCUACAUCCUCGGGUCUUAGAAAACACCAGAGAAUUCAUACAGGAGAGAAAAUUUACAAAUGUAGUGAAUGUGGGAAAUCCUUUACCUUUCGAACAUCUCUUAGACUACAUCAAAGGAUUCAUACUGGAGAAAAACCUUACAAGUGCAAUGAAUGUGACAAAUCCUUUAUCCAGAAAGUCAACCUUAGAACACAUCAGGCAGUUCAUACAGGGGACAAACCUUACAAAUGUAGUGAAUGUGAGAAAUCUUUUACUGUUGGCUCAGGUCUUAGAAGACAUCAGACAAUUCAUACCGGAGAGAAACCUUACAAAUGUAGUGAAUGUGGGAAAUCCUUUACCAUUGUCUCAGAUCUUAGAAAUCAUCAGAAAAUUCAUACUGGAGAGAAACCUCACAAAUGCAGUGAAUGUGACAAAUGCUUUAUCUGGAAAGCUGAUCUUAGAACUCAUCAGAAAACCCAUACAGGAGAGAAACCUUACAAAUGUACUGAAUGUGGGAAAUCCUUUUCCACUUGCUCAGGUCUUAGAAGACAUCAGAAAAUUCAUACUGGAGAGAAACCUUACAAAUGCAGUGAAUGUGAGAAAUAUUUUGUCCAGAAAGCCAAUCUUAGAAGACAUCAGAGAAUUCAUACAGGGGAGAAACCUUACAAAUGUAGUGAAUGUGGGAAAUCCUUUAACACUGGGUCAUAUCUUAGAACACAUCAGAAAAUUCAUACUGGAGAGAAACCUUACAAAUGUAGUGAAUGUGACAAAUACUUUAUCCAGAAAGCCAAGCUUAGAAUACAUCAGAAAAUUCAUACAGGAGAGAAACCUUAUAACUGUAGUGAAUGUGACAAAUGCUUUAUCCAGAAAGGCAAUCUUAUAAUUCAUCAGAGAAUUCAUACAGGAGAGAAACCUUACAAAUGUAGUGGAUGUGAGAAAUCCUUCUCCAUUGGCUCAGUUCUUAGAAAACAUGAGAAAAUUCAUACUGGAAGAAACCUUACCAAUGCAUUGAAUGUGACUAAUUCUUUAUCCAGGAAGCCAGGUUUAGAACUCAUCAAACAAUUCUUACAGGAGAGAACCUUAUAAAUUCAGUAUAUAUAGCAAAGUCUUUGUUCACCUCUCAGGUCUAAGAAAACAUCAGAAAAUGAAAACUGGAGACAAAGUUUCCAUAUUAAAUAAUGUAUAAAGCCUUUGCUUUACCCAGGCUCUGUCCUUAUGAACCACUGCAAGCUCCACUGUAGAAAAUCAUGAACAUGAGAAACUUGUGAAAGCCUUUAAGUAAUUCUCUAAUCUUUAAAAAAAAAAAAAUUAACACUUUAUAAUAAGGAAAAAUUCUGGAACUGUGACAUUGUAGGAAAAUUUUUGUUAAAACAUUUUACUUUUUCAACCUCAAAUACUUCAUAAUGAAGACAAAAUGAAGAAGUCUAAAGAAUGUGCUGUUGUGUAGCAGUUUUCUGGAGACUAAAGCAUUCCAUCCUGUGGGGUAGCUGAUUAGGGCAAGAAAUAAACCAUUUUAAAAAAGCUUCAAGAAGUUCCUGAAACUACCAGGAUUCACUAUGCUCAAUCCUAUGGAAGAAACUUAUACUAGUUUUGCAGCAAGAGGCUUUGAUGAAUUAAGCCAGUAAGAUACAGUGCUCUUUAACAUGUAGGUAUACCUGCAGGUGUGUACUAUGCUGUGGAUAUCCAGUGUUCAAAAGCUGUAUUUCACGCUGACUUGGACUUUCAUGAUGGCAACUGUCUUUACAUAACUUUUGCUUUUGCAAACAACUCCAGUCCCAUGUAUAUGAAAGUAACCCCAAUAAAGCCCAUUGGUUCAACGA